GAAUUUACAGCUUCUGUCUCGCAUCCAUGAAGCCACGGCAACGAUCCGUGUGUAACAAUUGCAGAAGGCGGAAAUUAGGUUGUGAUGGAAAGCGUCCUGAAUGCACUCAAUGUGUUUUUGUGGGGCAGAAGUGUGACGGAUAUCCAAGUCCAUGGACAUUUGUCUCACAGCGCCCAUGGCCAGGUGACCUCAGCACGGGCAAGAAAAGGGUUCGAAUGGAAAACAGUGUCGAGCAGUCCUCAGACCUGAGACCAUGCCAAGGCGCCGUUCUACACAAUUCACAUGCCAGCUUAAAUGAUAUAGUGGUCGGGGCUGCGAAGCCGCCACGGAACACUCUCAGCUCAGACCUCCCACAAGCCAAUUGGCCUAUCCAUGACCAAUAUAUAGAUACCAUCGUGAAAGCAUUUACCCCUAACGAUCAUGGAUCAUUCAUAAGUCCUAAGUCUAGUGGGCGCGAACCGCAGAUAUGUGGGUCGUGGGUGGAAGUCCUCCCGCAUCUCAGUGUUGGAUGUGAUCCGCACGGCGCUCUACCUAAAGCGAUCAAGGCUCUCUUCGCUUCAAUAGUGCAGCCUGGUCCUCAUCAAGCGAGUGAGAGGCUGGACCCGAUACAAGCAUAUCAUUCCGCGAUCAAAUCAUUACGAAGAGCAUUGCCUAUACCUGGGUACCAAAAUCGAGCGGAGUCUGCAGCCACCAUGAUGUGCCUAUGCUUGGCCGAGCUUAUGCUUCCGGGAUCCUCAACAGGUCCAGAAAUGCAUGCUAGGGGAAUCACUGCGCUUUUUGAAACACAUGGCCCCUCUGCAGUCCGGCAGGGGUUUCUGCACAAGUUAUAUGCAGGUUUCCUGCCACUCGUGGUACUUGAAGCAUUCAGGGACCGUAAGCCGACAUUCGUUGCGUCUGAAGAGUGGCAGAACGUCCCGUUCAGUGUUACCCCCCCCUCGGCUAUGCAACGACUGCUGGGUGAAGCGGCAAUAAUUCCUUCUAUACUUUAUAAAAUUGACUCUACAUGUCACACAUGGGAGAAUCCUAAUCUCGCUGCUAUAAACGGAAACUUUGCCUCAUUGAUGGCAGCCCUCUCUCGGCUCGACGGUUUCGAAUAUCCAGUCAACAGCCACAAGGAGAGGGCCUGCCGUUCAUUUGGUCAAGGGACAUCUGACAAUACUUACUGCUUCCCCGACAUUAUUACCGCAAACAUGCUUACGCACCUAUGGUCUUUCAAGCUUGUUUGUCUUCUUGAGAUAGACAAACUGGUGAAUUUGGGUCUCGGCCUACCUUUUCCCAGGCUGACCUUACCGGGAAACGUACAAUUCUGCCACCUUGACCGACAUAUGAUAAGACUGUCGCAUUGGAUAUGUAACAGCAUGGAGUAUUUGCUGCAGGAUGGUCUAGGUCUUUAUGGCCCGGCAUCUACGCUUUUUCCUCUUCAGAUGGCAUAUAAAACCCUAACCCGGUAUCCUUCGCAACUCGCACGUGUUGGUUACUGUCGACAAGUGGUCCAGCGGUUGGUUGAGAAGGGGAUCCGAGUAGCGCCAUAUUUUAUCUAUUAGUAAUGGGCGAGAUGGCUAGGGUCCGGUGCGAACCACGUUCGAAUAAACAGAGAAAAAGAGCUUCAUAUGCGGAAUCUAUUGCAGAUAAGAUUAGGUGGGUUGAAGUACGGACGAAUAGUGCGAAAAGCGGUGAUAGCAGUUAUGGUUAUCAGUAAGAGUUAUGUUGAGCAAAGAUGUGAACGCGUCCAAUCCAAGUGCAAUAGGUUGUAUUCAUAUAUACUAAUGACCUAGGAGCUGGUAGAUAGGUAAGUAGUUUUGAUCGGCUGGGGUCUCUCGUGAUCUUAUCGAGCUGUAUAUGGUGACAUGAACCAUGCUGUUUACUCCAUUGCUCCACUGGCAUGUUGUUCACCGAUCGUUUCAGCGCCAUAAGCUGGCCAUCACCUCACAUAACCUGGUUGCCUGGCCGUUUGACAGUAGCAAGGUCUCUCUUCCUACAGGGCCCCGUUAAUUGUCGUUUGCUUGUCAAUGUGCUUGGCUCAACAGUCCAAGCAGAAGAGUGUCAUUGGUGUCCUAGCCGAGCGGUUCAGGCUGUUAGAACUAUUUCCAAAACUGGCGCGCUGGGCAUCUAUCACCCGUCGAUUUCGUCGACAAGGAUACCUGGGGCAAAG
Molecule: messenger RNA, 2152 nt
Organism: Aspergillus pseudonomiae
Lineage: Eukaryota; Fungi; Ascomycota; Eurotiomycetes; Eurotiales; Aspergillaceae
Product: Zn(II)2Cys6 transcription factor domain-containing protein
Exons: 4
Coding region: 27-1544 (505 amino acids)
Biological process (GO): regulation of DNA-templated transcription
Molecular function (GO): zinc ion binding; DNA-binding transcription factor activity, RNA polymerase II-specific
Source: RefSeq, a predicted model, not a curated record